Paraglomus brasilianum is the source of this 672-nucleotide messenger RNA. NCBI's taxonomy places the organism in Eukaryota, Fungi, Glomeromycota, Glomeromycetes, Paraglomerales, Paraglomeraceae. The record is from the annotation of a GenBank genome assembly.
AUGGCAGAUACAAAAUUAAACAAAGUCGGAAUGGAACAGGCAGAAUUAGUCGGCCGCCGGUUACGAAAAGUGAACUUCCUUCAUAUUUAUACCAGUGACUUGAGUCGAGCAAAGAAGACGGCUGAAGCUAUUGCUCAGUAUCAUAAAGAUGUUCCUCUUACAGUUGAUACGAGGCUCGGAGAGAAGGAUUUCGGCCGUUUAAGCAAUUUAUCCAUCCACGCCGCACUCAAUCUAAUCAAAACCGAAGACGGUUUAUGGGAGGAUUAUGGAGAAUCAAAAGAAACAUUCUCGUUACGCGUAAUUUCUUUCUUUCAAGAAAUAAUCGGCAAGCACCUUCCGCCGACUAACGCAAUCGAAACUCCCAAAAAGACUACCCAUAUCUGUGUCGUUACACACGGUGGAGUGAUCAAUCGGUUUGUCAAGGAAUACUUGAUUAUGGAAUUGGGCUUUUUCGUCAAGGAUUACAAGAGCAUACAACAUAAACCCAAGAAUUCGAGCAUAACGAAAGUGACAUUGACGAGGAUAGAAGAAGGGGAAGACGAAGCGAAAGUGGGACAUGGUGAAGAAUUGAAAAUUGAGGGAGAAGUGCAACUAUGGAGUGAUGUUUCCCAUUUGUCUAAAUUUAAUAAGAAAACGCGUGGCGAUACUGCUAUUGAUGAUUAUGUGCAUUAG